AUGAGCGAACAUAAAGAACAAAAAGAUGCGCCCAGCACCACCAAAGAACCAGGCACUGGCCCUGGCCGUCGAAAAACAGUGCGUAAGGGCAUGUUUGCCAAAGAUUUGAAACUAUUAAUGUACGGUUUUGGAGACGUUUCAAAUCCGGCUUCAGAUUCAGUUGCUGUCAUGGACGAUUUGGUUAUUAAUUACAUUACCGAAAUGUGUCAAGAAGCAGCUAAAGUAGCAGAGCACCGCGGCAAAGUACGUGUUGAGGAUUUUAAAUACGUUUUACGAAAGGACAAAAAGAAGAUCGGUCGUGUCGAGGAGCUACUGUACAUGAAUGACGAUAUUCGACGAGCGAAGCAGCUGUUUGACGAGAAGGAAAUGGAUCCAGCGGAUGAAGUAGCGUAA
This is a messenger RNA of Zychaea mexicana, 393 nucleotides long. Its product is annotated as transcription initiation factor IID, 18kD subunit-domain-containing protein. NCBI's taxonomy places the organism in Eukaryota, Fungi, Mucoromycota, Mucoromycetes, Mucorales, Lichtheimiaceae. Gene Ontology annotation, biological process: transcription by RNA polymerase II; RNA polymerase II preinitiation complex assembly. The transcript is spliced from 3 exons. Bases 1 to 393 code for a protein of 130 amino acids. Gene Ontology annotation, cellular component: transcription factor TFIID complex. The record is from RefSeq and is a predicted model, not a curated record. Gene Ontology annotation, molecular function: protein heterodimerization activity.